Impatiens glandulifera is the source of this 1891-nucleotide messenger RNA. RefSeq lists its product as uncharacterized. Bases 476 to 1375 code for a protein of 299 amino acids. The record is from RefSeq and is a predicted model, not a curated record. The transcript is spliced from 11 exons. Lineage: Eukaryota; Viridiplantae; Streptophyta; Magnoliopsida; Ericales; Balsaminaceae.
UUACUAGAAACCCCUUCUUCCACACAAUGAAAAAGAAAAGGGUCACAUCCUGUUUCUCUUCCCGGCUCUCAUUGGAUGAAAGCUCUUGGAUGUUAGCACUGUAAAAACUUUUUGUGGGUAUGAGAAGAGAGGAGAGAUGAUAUACUCAAACCAGACCAAAUCCACCUAAACCAAAACCCAUUCAUCACACCACUUCCAUUUUUGGGCUCAAUUUUCUACCAUUUCUAAAGGAUGGCUUGAAUUGUGUAUGGAUUUCCUUUGGCAUGCUAGGGGCAACGUUGCUGGUUCAUUUGUCUCUUAAUUUUGAAUUAGGGUUUUAGGCUGUUUGGAUAAGAGCUUCCUAUUAGGCAGCGAGCGAAAUUCAUGUUCUUCUCAACUCUGGCAAUUGGUGAGUUUACUUCAUUACUUUAGUCUUCAUCUAAGGUAGAAGGCAAAAUCAUUGGGUCUUCAAAAAGUUCAACACAAUUGCAAAGAUAUGUCUGCGGAAUCUAACAUGGGAUUACAUCAUGAUAGCACAUUGGAAUCUUCUAGGAGUCAGCAUGCUAUAUCUUAUCAGAGUGGAUCAAUAAACAUGUCGCCAAGAGUAGUUACAAUAGGAGAUUACUAUGGACUAAGUAACACAGAAGGAAUGAUGUUUUCUAGAAAUUCCAACAUCAUUAGCAAUAAUCCAGGAGUUAGCCAGGCUUCAGAUUCUUCUGGUUCUCUUCUUCUUGAUUCUGUACCAGGGCUAAAGCACGAUACAGGUCUGGCUGCUGAUUGGUCAAUCGAUGAGCAACGCAAAUUGCUGGAAGGGCUUGAAAAAUAUGCUGAUGAACCCAGUAUAAUGAAGUACAUUAAGAUUGCUGCAUUAUUACGUGACAAAACAGUGCGGGAUGUUGCCUUGAGAUGUCGUUGGUUGAGUAGGAAGCGAAGGAAGCAAGAAGAAUAUAAUCCGGGGAAGAAAUUAAUGGACAAGAAGGAUAAAUUGGAUCCAUUAAUGCAAACAACUUUUUCAUCACCUUUACCACGGAAUACAACAGCAUAUUCUUUGCUUAUGAAGAAUAGGGAGCCAAUUGGACAUAUUUCAUUUGAAGCAUUAAGCGGUAAAACAAGGCAUCUCCUAGAAGAGAAUCAUCAACUUCUCGGUCAAAUUUCUUCUAAUCUGUCAACAUUUGAGCUGCAGGGCAAUAUUGCUCUCUUUUUCCACUCAAUGAAGAACCUAGAUUCCAUUUUAAAUGACAUGAGAAAUAUGCCGGGUCUAAUGAGUCAGAUGCCUCCAUUAGGCAUAUCUGUAAAUGAAGGUCUCAUGAGUAGUAUUUUGCCUAGUACAAGUCAGCAGGGAUUCAUGUAUGGCCCAUCAGGGGGUAUUUCAUUGAAGCCGGAGCCAGGAUGUUGAUUGAUGAAAAAUAUGCUGCCUCUUGUUUUUCUUCCACUUUGGAUUCAAUCUUGUCUGUAUGCACAAGAAAUUCUUUUUCUUUUUUUCUUCUUUUUUGCUCUAAAUGUAGGAGCCAGGUUACUUUUAAGAAGAACUGCAGUACCCCCAUUUUUGGCGCUGAAAUGUCUCCCUCCCCGCUAACUAAUCCAGUCUAAGUCGCCAAAAAGAAAUGAUUGUUGCUUAGACUGGAGGACGGCUAUAUCUGUUUGCUAGCUCAUGAGGAACUGCUCAAAUAAUCUUCAUUGAAGUUGAAUGUCAUAACACGCACCCAGUGUAUAAAUUGUACAGGGCUUGUUGUUUUCUGAGCCUAUCCAUCUCCCCUAAGAGAAAAAUUUAAGAAAAAAAAGAGUGAUUAGUAAUAGGUAGUUGAAACCCCUCCUUUGGUUCAUCUGCCGGCCUUCUCAAGUUGUAAAAUGUUAUAGUAUCUUGUGGCUUUUGGAAGUUACUCAUGUUUAGUGUAUUAUUAUUAUUAUUGUU